CGGGCCCACCGCGCACGCACGCUUGACAUCGCCUUCCCUCGAGCCCCGAACUCUUCCUCCUGUCCACGGCCACCGUCGCGGCAGUUCGAGCUCCUCCCAAUUCUCCGAAGCAACCUCCGACGAGGUGACUUUCCCCUCGCCGGAAUCGAACUCGCGAGGCCCUGGCCUUCAAAUUGUGACACCUUCAUCAUAUCAGGUCUGUGGCCACCUGUAGAGAAGAGAACUGAUGCAGGCAUCUAGAGCUAGGCUUUUCAAGGAGUAUAAGGAGGUACAGCGAGAGAAAUCAGCUGACCCAGAUAUCCAACUAAUAUGCGAUGAUUCAAACAUAUUCAAGUGGACAGCUCUUAUCAAGGGCCCUUCCGAGACACCUUAUGAAGGUGGUGUGUUUCAACUUGCGUUUGCAAUUCCAGAGCAGUAUCCUCUGCUACCUCCACAAGUUCGAUUUAUGACCAAAAUUUUCCACCCAAAUGUGCAUUUCAAGACAGGUGAAAUAUGCCUGGAUAUUUUGAAGAAUGCAUGGAGCCCUGCAUGGACCCUGCAAUCUGUUUGUAGAGCAAUAAUUGCAUUGAUGGCUCAUCCCGAACCAGACAGCCCACUUAACUGUGAUUCAGGCAAUCUCUUGCGAUCAGGCGAUAUUAGGGGCUAUCAAUCAAUGGCCCGUAUGUAUACAAGGCUGGCUGCCAUGCCAAAGAAAGGUUAGCUGCAGAGGUGCGAAAGGAAACAUGCGCCAAGCCAGGAACGUGGGCAGAUUCGUGCAUCACUUGAACUUGUCAGGUGUACCUUGUGAUGUCAGCAUAUGAACUUGUGUCCCUUGUUAUGUGUGUAUUUAGGGUAGCAGUUAGAAAACAUGAAUUCCAGAUGCUUGAUCCAUGGUGUAAUAAAUCUUACUUGGGAUUUGGUAAUCUGUUGCAGUAUUCACGGUA
Messenger RNA from Phragmites australis (common reed), 923 nucleotides. RefSeq names its product protein PEROXIN-4-like. The coding region runs from base 227 to 700 and encodes 157 amino acids. The transcript has 6 exons. NCBI's taxonomy places the organism in Eukaryota, Viridiplantae, Streptophyta, Magnoliopsida, Poales, Poaceae. The record is from RefSeq and is a predicted model, not a curated record.